Molecule: messenger RNA, 1174 nt
Organism: Xenia sp. Carnegie-2017
Lineage: Eukaryota; Metazoa; Cnidaria; Anthozoa; Malacalcyonacea; Xeniidae
Product: protein RNA-directed DNA methylation 3-like
Exons: 10
Coding region: 204-689 (161 amino acids)
Source: RefSeq, a predicted model, not a curated record
CUACAUUGUUAAAAUAAUCUUUUUUAUGACGACAUUGCAAUCAAGGCGUUAUUAUUGAUGUUUCUUACCUGACGGAAAACGUUAUAGAAAUACACUUGUUGAAAUACCUAUUGGAGACUGUGAUCGGAGAUCAGUGGCUUAUCUAAUUAAAGACUCGACAUUUUCAUAGCAUUCUGUGACUCCACAAACUCGACAAAUACAAAAUGGAUACGAAAGACUCGAGCAUUUCAGAAAUGAUCGUCAAAGACUCGGGAAUUUUGGAAAUUGGCACCAAGGACUCGGGAAUUUCGGAAAUUGGCACCAAGGACUCGGGAAUUUCGGAAAUUGGCACCAAAGACUCGGGAAUUUUGGAAAUUGGCACCAAGGACUCGGGAAUUUCGGAAAUUGGCACCAAGGACUCGGGAAUUUCGGAAAUUGGCACCAAGGACUCGGGAAUUUCGGAAAUUGGCACCAAAGACUCGGGAAUUUCAAAAGGGUCUAGCCUUUCUAAGCUGCUUGAAGAUGAGAGUUGUCGAUAUACAGUUGCAGAUGCUGGUCGUCGAAGUUUAGAACUUUUGCAGCGGAACGAAGAGGAGGAAAGAAUACGUAGUGAAGAAAUGACUAUUACUCAAAAUCUGUUUGAAGAAAAGGGAAAGGAAAGAGAACGACAUUCUAAUGUUGCAGAUUUGAAUCGUCGACUUUAUGAUUAGUAUGGUCGUGUAAUUAACUAUUGACAAAUGCUUAUUGAUAAUGCAUAAAUAAAAAAUUGUUUUGUAGUGUGAAAGUACAAUUUACUCACAUUGUCAUUGCUGUUUUGCAUGUGUUAAACAAUCUUUAUAUAAUCUCUCACGUUUUUUACGAUAUUUGCCCAUAAAUCAGCGCAGCACUUUUUAGGAGUCAAGGAUAUAUUUUAAAUUUACUUUGACGUUCUAUUUUGUACUUCUCUCACCUCUCGUUUGCCCAGGAAACAUUCUGUUAUUUGAGUUUAUUCGUCUCUAAGUAUUAAAAUUUUACAAUUUUUGUUAAUAUUUAGCAAAAUCAUUCGGUUUGAGCAAACAUUUAUUUAAUGUAGUGAGCUAAUUUAAUAAGAAGAUUAAUACAAAACUAUAAUCGUAACUAACUACUCAGAGGAAUGUCAAUAGUUUAUACAUACAAAGAUAUCACGUGACUAAAUAAACUGAACUAUAUAUGUGAA